AUGACCAAAACUUAUGGCUUGAGGAGUUCUAAGAGAGUGACAGAGCAGCUCUGGUGCAAGAGUUAUUCAUCCUUGUCUUCUCUUGGAAAUAUCAUAAAAAUCAGUCUUGCAGUCCACACGCCAAUGUAUUAUUUCCUCAGCAACCUGAGCUUCUUGGACAUUUGCUACACAUCUGUCACCAUGCCAGUCAUGUUGGGGAACUUCUUCCGGGAGAAGAAGACCAUCUCCUACCAAGGCUGCCUUUCCCAGAUCUUUUCCUUUGUGACAUGCGCUGGUGCUGAGGGUGUCUUAUUGGCUGUGAUGGCUUAUGAUCGCUAUGUGGCCAUUUGCCGCCCUCUUCAAUAUCCAGUGCUCAUGAGUGUGAAGGUCUGUGUUUGCCUGGUGACUGGGUCCUGGCUAUGUGGGCUGGUGAAUUCUGCGACACACACAGUGCUGGCAGCCACACUCACUCUGUGUGGGCCCAACGAGAUCAGCCACUUUCUCUGUGACAUCCCAUUGCUCCUGAAGCUGUCCUGCUCAGACACUUCUGUCAAUGAGUCUGUGCUCCAUGUGGCCAGUGCCACCAUUGGCCUGAGCCCCUGCCUGUUUACUGCCGGGUCCUACAUACUCAUCAUCUCAGCCAUUGUUAGGAUCCCUUCUGCUCAAGGCAGGAGCAAGGCCUUCUCCACCUGCGCAUCCCACCUGACCGUGGUGGUGGUCUACUUUGGAACAGCCAACUUCAACUAUGUCAGGCCCAGUGAAGGCUCCUCUUUGGACAUGGACAUCCUGGUCUCUGUUCUCUUCUGUGUGGUGACCCCCAUGUUGAACCCCAUCAUUUACAGCCUGAGAAACAAGGAGGUCAAGGGUGCCCUGAAGAAACUGAUUAGAAAUUAUGGAUUCUCUAGUGAGAUCAGCAGCUAG
Heterocephalus glaber (naked mole-rat) is the source of this 900-nucleotide messenger RNA. RefSeq names its product olfactory receptor 5J3. Gene Ontology annotation, biological process: G protein-coupled receptor signaling pathway. NCBI's taxonomy places the organism in Eukaryota, Metazoa, Chordata, Mammalia, Rodentia, Bathyergidae. Gene Ontology annotation, molecular function: G protein-coupled receptor activity; olfactory receptor activity. Gene Ontology annotation, cellular component: membrane. The record is from RefSeq and is a predicted model, not a curated record.